Messenger RNA from Notechis scutatus (mainland tiger snake), 2020 nucleotides. RefSeq names its product phosphatidylinositol glycan anchor biosynthesis class Q (gene PIGQ). Gene Ontology annotation, biological process: GPI anchor biosynthetic process. Gene Ontology annotation, cellular component: endoplasmic reticulum; membrane. The record is from RefSeq and is a predicted model, not a curated record. Lineage: Eukaryota; Metazoa; Chordata; Lepidosauria; Squamata; Elapidae.
CGCGGGGUUUUUUCUCCUUUUUCCGCGUUUCGGGGGGUAGCAAAAGCAAGCGGGGAUUUCCACAUCAUGGCGUUUAAAGUCUUUUUCCCUCUUUGCUGCGCUUCGGCUGAAAGUGGCCUUCUGAUUGGACGCUGGAUUCCAGAACAGAACUCCGUUGUCAUCCUGGCUGUGAUCCAUUUCCCUUUGAUUCCCGGUCAGGUGAAGCAGUACCUCUCCAAAAUGCAACAUGCCACCCAAGUCCAACUGUCCGUGUUGGGUUCUUGGACUAACAGCCAAGAAAAACAGACUUUGCAAAGGUUCAUGGAAGACCUGGGCACCAUUUUUUCCCAGGGCCCCUGGAUCCAACUCAGCCGGCGAAAAGACAGCAAGUUUUGGAACUGUUUGGCCACCUGGAAGGAAUCCAGCGGUGGCAGCGGCAUCGAAGAAAUCAUCGUGAUCUAUUACGACCAGCGUAAAGUGAUGUUGUCAGAGCUUCACCCUCCUAACAGUCACGGGGUUCCUUCCGGUCAGAAGGCAGUUGACGCUUCCAAGCUAGCUGCUGUGUUUGACACCGUUGCGAAAAGCCAAGCGCUCUUCACGAAGGACCGGUAUGACGAGGGACCCAUCAGGCUCACCCACUGGCAGUCUGAAGGGGUGGAGGCCAGCAUUAUCGUAGAACUCUUGAAACAGGUGUCUGUCCCUGCUUGUGCGCUGAUAACACUCCUCCUUUCCUUUGUGGCUGGCUGCUGUCAAAGCAGGGCGGUGACAUUUUGGCCCCUGUCCUUCGUCUGGAGCAAACUUUCCACCUACGAGCAAUUGAGGCAUCGCUUCCAGCAUCUCCAGGUCAUCAGCAGUGAGAAGGCGGCUUCAGAUCAGGCCCAAACGAUGAGGAAAGCCAACAUCUUUAUCUCUCUCCUCAUCGACAUGGCUCUGGGCAUCUUGCUCAUGUCCUGGUUGUAUCAAAUGAACUGGAUCGGUUAUCUUUCCAGUGGCCUCGUCCCAAUGGCCGAUCAUAUCGCCCAGCAGCUCCAGAACAUCCUGCAGUGGCUGAUGGGCGUGCCAGCCGGUCUAAAAAUGAACAGAGCUUUGGAUCAGGUGCUGGGCCGCUUUUUCCUUUACCACAUCCACCUCUGGCUUAGCUAUAUCCAUCUGAUGUCUCCAUUCAUUGAGAAGAUCUUGUGGUACGUUGGCUUGUCAGCCUGCCUUGGCUUGACUGUGGCCCUUUCCAUCCUCUCGGACAUCAUUGCACUCCUGACAUUCCACAUCUACUGUUUUUAUGUCUAUGGAGCCAGGCUGUAUUGCUUCAAGAUUUAUGGCUUGUCCUCCCUGUGGCGCUUGUUCCGAGGGAAGAAAUGGAACGUCUUGAGGCAACGGGUAGAUUCCUGCUCCUACGACCUAGACCAGCUAUUCAUUGGUACUUUGCUGUUCACCAUCUUGCUGUUUCUGCUGCCCACAACUGCACUGUAUUACUUGGUUUUCACCUCGCUUCGUCUCCUGGUGGUCCUUUUACAAGGCCUAAUCCAUCUGCUGGUGGACCUCAUCAACUCACUGCCCCUGUAUGCCAUCGUCCUUCGACUCUGCCGAGGCUACAGACUUGCCUCUGGUGUCAAAUUCAGAGUCCUGGAGCAGGAAACUGAAAUACCUCUUCGACUUCUGAUGCAGAUCAACCCCCUCCCUUACGGCCGCGUGGUGCAGAUCUAUAGGCUCCCAACCUACAGCUGCUACCCGAAAGACUCCUGGGCCUCCCUGUGCAAGAAGCUGUUUGUCGGGGAGCUCAUUUAUCCUUGGAAGCACAAGGAGGACAAGCAAGACUGAUGCGGGAGACGACCAAGAGCCGUUCAGACACCCCGGAGAACUUAGCCAGGGUUGGGAUGAGCCGCUCUUGCCCGCCGUACCUUGUUCCGACUUUCCGGCGUACCAAGAGCUCGAGGGUGGUAGGACGUUCCUGCGGAGUCAAUGAAUUCCUCACUCGGCUGCCUCCACCAGCGGCGUUUCUGAUCACCUUGCCGUUGGGACUGGGCCUCUGGAGACAUCGGGAGAC